Molecule: messenger RNA, 1131 nt
Organism: Gasterosteus aculeatus aculeatus (three-spined stickleback)
Lineage: Eukaryota; Metazoa; Chordata; Actinopteri; Perciformes; Gasterosteidae
Source: RefSeq, a predicted model, not a curated record
AGCAGGAGAGGCAGGGAGGGAAGACAUCGCCAGGUUAGCUGCUAAGCUAAUGCUAACGCUAAUAGAACUAUUCGAUGGAGAAUUCCCAUACUUAAUACGUCAUCAUUCACACGCUGGUAGCAGCUACCAUCAGUGAUUAACAUACAGAACGUGCCCGUCUAUCGGCUGAAUUUGUCUGGGCUGGACUCCGCGAUAAGCGGGUUUUCCAUUGGAUGGGUGGAACGCGCUCGUUUGUCGUGGGCGGAGCUUGUGCCAAAAUCUUUGGCAGAAAAAUAUUUAGCAGGAUCCGUCAUUCGGUCCCCCAUCCGUCGAGUCCAACGAGUGCAUGAUGUUCGUGAUAGCUUUACGUCUCCUGACUAUGUUCCAGUUGGCGGACCUGGUCACAGGAGCCUCCCCGGCCGUGUGCCCGAUCCCGCUGAUCGAGGCGGUGGAAGGAGACAACGUCACGCUGCCAUGUCACCUGUAUCCCGAGGUCAACGCGGAGGGUCACACGUUCGACUGGAAGAGGGACGGCCUCGAGAAAUGGGUCUUCGUUUAUCGGGAUAAGAAGCCAGUUGAAGACGACCAGAGGGACGAGUACAAGAACCGGACGCGCGUCGACCCGAUGGGGCUGGAGAGAGGAAACAUGUCGCUGCUCAUCUUCCCGGUGAAGCUGUCCGACUCUGGAUCGUACAAAUGUUUUAAUGCGAAGAUGAAUUCCUUCUGCUACGCAAACCUCUCUGUUGUCCCAAAGGACCAAACAAAGAGUCGUGAUUCCACUACAAAUGUCCCUCCAAUGUCAGAAGACCCUGGUGCUGAGAAGAAGACGGAAGUCUGGAUUGUUGGUUCUGUCCUCGGUGUCCUCGUUGUCCUCGGUGUCCUCGUUGUUGUUGUCGUUGUUGUUCUUGUGAGGAAAUAUAAAGUAGUAGACAUUUGGAGGAACUUCAGAGGAAGGAGGCCAAACAACGAUGAACCGGUAACCGCGGUGACGGGGCCGAGGGAGCUGGGACAAGACGCUCUCGCAGCCGAAGAAGCUUCCAUCGAGUUGAUGGUCAACAACAACAACAACAACAACAACCACCAAUCCGGAAAAUCCUCCGAGGUUUAUUAAUGAUGAUUGUAUUCCUCUGUUUGAUUAGAAAAACUAAAUUC